Molecule: messenger RNA, 1593 nt
Organism: Aspergillus lentulus
Lineage: Eukaryota; Fungi; Ascomycota; Eurotiomycetes; Eurotiales; Aspergillaceae
Gene: fgaCat
Product: catalase easC
Biological process (GO): hydrogen peroxide catabolic process; response to hydrogen peroxide
Cellular component (GO): mitochondrion; peroxisome; cytoplasm
Molecular function (GO): catalase activity; heme binding
Source: RefSeq, a predicted model, not a curated record
AUGACUUCCAAGUGUCCGAAUACGGGAUCGAUCGAUAGGAAAUACACAACGGCCAAUGGGUGUCCAUUUAUGAAGCCUGAAGGGCCCCCAGCCGACGGACGCACUCUCGCCCUCAAUGACCACCAUUUGGUGGAGUCGUUGGCUCAUUUCAAUCGGGAGAAGAUCCCCGAGCGAGUGGUGCACGCCAAAGGUGCCGGGGCUUACGGGGAAUUCGAGGUACGUAUCUCCUACGGAGGCGUCGAUGGUGUGGCGAGAACACAUGCUGAUUUGAACCAGGUGACUGCUGACAUCUCUGAUAUAUGUAACAUUGACAUGCUGCUCGGCGUGGGAAAGAAGACGCCGUGUGUGACUCGCUUCUCAACCACCGGGCUGGAGCGAGGUUCUGCUGAGGGCAUGAGAGACUUGAAAGGAAUGGCCACCAAGUUCUACACCAAGGAAGGGAACUGGGACUGGGUGUGCCUCAACUUUCCCUUCUUCUUCAUCCGGGAUCCGCUCAAGUUCCCAAGUCUGAUGCAUGCUCAACGACGUGACCCGCGGACCAACCUCCUGAGCCCCAAUAUGUACUGGGACUGGGUGACAUCGAACCACGAGUCUCUGCACAUGGUUCUGUUGCAGUUCAGUGAUUUCGGCACCAUGUUCAACUGGCGAUCCUUGAGUGGAUAUAUGGGCCAUGCCUACAAGUGGGUCAUGCCGGAUGGCUCCUUCAAAUACGUGCACAUCUUCCUGUCGUCGGACCGCGGACCCAACUUCAGUCAGGGUGAACAAGCCAAAAGCAACGCUGAUCUCGACCCUGACCACGCUACACGGGACCUGUACGAGGCCAUCGAACGGGGAGACUACCCGAGCUGGACGGCCAACGUCCAGGUCGUGGAUCCUGCCGAAGCUGCCGAUCUCGGCUUCAACAUUCUCGACGUGACCAAGCACUGGAACCUGGGCACCUAUCCCAAGGAUCUCCCAACAAUCCCCGCGCGCCCGUUUGGUAAGCUGACUCUGAAUCGCAACCCGGACAACUAUUUCGCUGAAGUCGAGCAACUCGCCUUCUCCCCCUCCAACAUGGUACCCGGCGUCCUGCCUUCGGAGGAUCCCAUCCUGCAGGCACGCAUGUUCGCCUACCCAGACGCCCAGCGCUACCGGCUCGGCCCCAACCACCAGAAAAUCCCCGUCAACCAGUGUCCGAUGACCUUCAACCCGACCCUCCGCGAUGGCAAAGGUACUUUCGACAGUAAUUACGGGUCUCUGCCCGGUUAUGUGUCCGAAUCGCAGGGUGUGAAAUUUGCACAGCCCCAGGAGCAUGACCCCAAGUUCAACGCAUGGCUGUCGCAGCUCUCAUCCAAGUCUUGGAUGCAGACCAAUGAGAACGAUUACAAGUUUCCGCGGGACUUUUACAACGCUCUUCCCGAGUUUCGGAGCCAGGAGUUUCAGGAUAAGAUGGUGGAGAGUAUCAUUGCGUCGGUGGCUCAAACUCGCAGGGAGAUUCGAGAGAAGGUCUACCACACCUUCCAUCUAGUUGAUCCCGAUCUGUCUGCACGUGUGAGGCAAGGGGUAGAGGAAGGUGAACGGUCCUUGGAUCGAUACUCCGCUGCCAGAUUAUAA